Messenger RNA from Sinocyclocheilus grahami, 611 nucleotides. It is a transcript of the gene cnfn, whose product is annotated as cornifelin. NCBI's taxonomy places the organism in Eukaryota, Metazoa, Chordata, Actinopteri, Cypriniformes, Cyprinidae. The record is from RefSeq and is a predicted model, not a curated record. The transcript has 3 exons. The coding region runs from base 47 to 385 and encodes 112 amino acids.
UGCAAAUUAUUGUAUUAUACCAUUUGCUACGUGUCUUUUGUCAGUAAUGUCAUAUCAAACAGAAGCAAUGACUUCCCAGCCUCAAAUGACUGUAACCAGCUACACUGUCUCACACUGGAGCUCUGAUGUCUGUGACUGUUGUGACGACUGCGGAAUCUGUCUGUGUGGGGCAUUUAUUCCUUGCAUUUUGGGUUGUAAGGUGGCACAGGAUAAUGGUGACAGCUGCUGUUUGCCCUUCCUACCCGGUGCUAUGAUUGCAUUGAGAACCAGCAUCCGUGACAGAUAUCGUAUUAAUGGCUCUGUCUGUGAUGACUGGGUGAUUAUGACCUGCUGUCCUUUCUGUGGACUCUGUCAGAUGGCUCGAGAACAGAAGGCAAGAGGCUAAUUUGAAAAGAAAAUGAAGAGGAGAGAAUGGCUAAUUUCAACAAUGUCUCGAUGGCUGGAAUUGUUUUCGUCGUCUUCUUUUUUGUUUUAUUCAAAAAUAUCAAUGCUUUAUGUGAUCCUUCAACUAUAUGUAUGUAAAAUCAUGUUACUAAUAGUUUUUACAUUAUGAAACAACUCCUAUUUUUUUGCCUUAGUUUAAUGGGUUGUCCUUUCACAGUUAAAUAUCU